GGUAAUCUCACAACAUAGCCAUUUAGCUCCAAGACCAGUGCAGAUCCUUCCUAAGCAUGUCCAUUACUACCUGCCAGGUAUCUACUAAAAUCACCUUAUGGUGGAUAACCCCUUUAAGCUAUGUUCAUACUUAGUAUUUUGGUCAGUGGUUUUAGCCAAACAUCAGAGGUUAAAUUGACACAGAGAAAAAACUAUAAUGGAACGAUUUUCACCUCUUCUGUGUUUUUGACCCACUCGUGGUUUUGGCUAAAAAUAUUGACCACAAUACUAUGUGCGAACCCAGGUUGACACUAGUCAUUUCAAUCACAGUCAUAAGCGUUUAGUAUAAGAAAACAUCUUGUACCAAACCCGUCCUUUCAUUAUAAUUGAGGAAGUACAGAUUUUAUAUGAGAAAAAAAUAGGCUGUCCUUGAGUUGUACAUACAGUGUGUGAUGAGAAAUGAGUCACUGCACAAACUUCUUUUUCAGCCCUCCAUAUGUUUAGACUCAUACAGUAUUAUGUGAGGGGAUGCUCUGCAGGUCAGAGCCAUUGAAGUACUUGCUGAGGGCAAAGGUGUGGUGCAGUGCAGCAAUAAACAAGGAGGAGGUAUGGAGCGUCAAUUAUCAGGGAGAAACUGAAAAUGUUCCAGUAAGCACCUUGCCAGCACAGAUAUAUCAGUUGCAGAUUUUGGCCUCUGAACUUAAGACAGGCUUUACAGAAGCUAUGCAGGAAUUGUCCCGAAUUCAACAUGGUGAAUAUGCCUUGGAGGAGAAGGUCAAGAGCUGCCGCUGUACCAUGGAGGAGAAGGUUACAGAGUUGAAAAAUUCUCUAAACAAUUUGAAGGAAGAGGUGAACACAGCUAUGGCUAUGAUUCAUGCUAUCAUUGCUAAGCAGGAGGAGAUGCAGCAGAAGAUUGAACAACUCCAACAAGAAAAACGAAGGGAAUCCCGAAAAGUUAAGAAUAAAAGGAUCCAGAAGGAAGAGCAUGCAGGUCAAACCCAAUCUGCCCAGAACAGCACCUUCCAAAAUUCCAAUCACUCCGAACCACUGAUGGUCAAUUUUCAUAACAACCUAGUGCAGCCAUCCCCAUAUGAAAAAGCACCUGCAUGCAGGUCAGUAAGUGCUGGCAGUGAAAGCAAUGUGACGGUCACCAAUACAGCCACUCGGACAACUCAUGAAGAGACAGAUGAAAGUUUUAAGUCCUCAGUGACAAUUGAAGGUCAGUCCAGAAUGUAUAUGCCUUCCCUCGUCUGGAGACAGCCAAAGGACGGAAGGGACUGGGAAGAAGAUGGUCCUAAAGAACAAACAGACGGGCCAAGGGAACUAGUACACAGCAGAGCUGCCCCAGUGGAGAAUACCCUCAUUGAACCCAGUAUUUUUGCCAGAAGACAGACAGCUGCUAAAGACCUUCUUGAAUCAGAGAGAAAAUAUGUCCUAAAUCUUUCUCAUAUGCUUAAGAUAAGGGCCAGUUUACAAGGGUCAGACAUCAAGAAAACCGCUAAGGAGCGAAGUUUCUUCCCUAGUUCCUUGCGGUAUUUGAUCCAGCAUCACCUGGACCUGCUCCACGUAUUGCAGGAAAGAGUAAUAAAAUGGUCCAGACAAGGAAUCCUGGGAGACAUAUUCCUAAAGUUAACCAAUGAUGAGAAUAAUUUCUUGGACUACUAUGUUGCUUACUUAAAAGACUUACCGGAAAGUAUAUCAGUGAUCCACAUUGUGGUUCUUAAAGAGGCUGAAGAAGACCUAAAAUCAGAUCUGUACAUUCUGCUCUUCCAUGUAGUUCAACGCAUUCCGGAAUAUCUUAUUCUAUUGCAGAAUAUCCUGAAAUAUACAGAACAGGAGCACCCGGAUUAUUACUUGCUGUUGGUUUGUGUCCAGAGGCUGCGUGUUUUUAUAUCACAUUAUAGCGUUCUCUUCCAGUACAAUGAAGAUUUGUUAAUCCAGAAACGGAAAAAACUUAAGAAAUCAUCACUGAUAAAAUUGUACAAAGGCCUUGCGUCUCAGUGCACUGUUAGUGGCCAGGAAGCUCCUCCUAGUCUUACCAAUUCUAUGAACAUUAAAGAAAAUGCUGCCCAGCCUGAUGAGACCCUCCAGCCUUAUACUACAACAUCGGGCUCCUCCUCAUCAGUCAUGCAUCUGGUUCCUCAUGUUAAAAAGAGCAGACAGACUCCAGUGGAAACCAUCCAACCAUUAAAGGCAUCUGACUGGGAAGCUGAGGAGAAGAGGAACGAAAGGUCGGAGAACAUCACAGCACCACUGUCAUUUAUUCGGAGUGAACAAGAAGCCAAUUCCCUUCCUUUACAGUCUAUUCCAGAAAUGGAAUAUGAAAGUAAUUCUGUGGAUGCAAUGCUUGAUGUUGAAAGGUCUAUGAGAACUUCAUCAAAUAUCUUACCUGAUAGCAACUUUGCCCAUAACUAUGAAGAAUUUGAAUACGGUGGGGAAAUAAUAGGCAUUUCUACUCCCUAUGAAGAGGAAACGUUUCCCAACAGGACUCUUUAUGAGUCUUGUUCAGCAGGGUCCUCAGAAUCCAGCCUUGAUAUUUGCUUUUUAAGACCGAUCAAUUUCACACUUGAGUCUAACAGAACAGACCAUUCCCGACAACCCAUGGCCAGAAGUUGCAUGUCACCAGUGAGUAAUAGUAGCUACAGACAUGACGGCAUCCACGCAAAAAACAAACCACUCAGCCGGUCUCUUAAGGAGUUCCCCCGAAGUCAAGAAACCGUGACUACCAGGUUAUACAGCACCAGAAGCACCCAUGCCAAUAGGAUGCAGUUCAAGCAGGAUCGAGGCACCCAAUCCCAUGGCCUAUCCGCUUCAGUCCGCAGCACCCACAGGCCCUUCUACAUUGCUCAGAGACCCCAGGUGGAAAGUAGAUCUUUACUAGAGGAUAUCCACAUGGAAAGAAAUGCAAGGUUCUACCAUAAGGACGAAACGGAACAAACGUCUUUCAGUGAUCAUCAUCCCAGAUCAGAUCAGAAGGGAGGCUUUCGGAGCUCAUUUCGCAAACUGUUUAAAAAGAAGUCCUCUGGACUAGAAAACAAAGAGAAGAUGAGCGAGAAGUCGUCCAUAGACCAGUCUCCCACCAGACAGGAGGUAUUCAGAGCUCACUCUGCUUUGAUCAAUGAGCUUGAUCGGGGUACAGCCGUAUAGUAGGAACCUGCAGAGGUGGAUGGCUAACCACAUUUUGGGAGCCACAGCAAUCGCUAGCUGCCAUUUGGGAGCCUCAAUCGUGGAAGCAUAGAAGCACAUCUUCCAAACUUAGCUACACCUGUUUUUUCCUUGCAAUGCCUUUAAAACUGCCUCCAAUACUGUGUUUUGUGGGUGCCUAGAGCUAUUGCCUGAAACAACGCCCCUUAACUAUCCCAUAUCAUGGUACUCACAGCAGACUUUUUCCACACAGGUAACACAUACACAAUGGUAACACUUUAGUCCCCAUACAGUGGUAUAGGCAAAAUAGUAGUACCAGCACAAGUACCCUGAUAUAACCAAACGAUUAUAUCAUACAAAUGCGCCCAAAACACUUACACACCUGCACUGUCUUUAUUCUUCUACAGUAGAAGUUCAGCACUAGAGAAAAUGAUCAAGUAUUUUUUAGUCUCUUAUUUGGCCACAAAAAAAAAACAAGAGUCUCCCAAGACACGUUGCCUGGCUAUAGAGAUUCAAUGGAACUAUGAACUGCAACCAGCAUUAAAAUGUCACUACUUGUAUAACUGGUACCAUACCUGCUGAUGUAGCUGGUACCAGAGGAGCAUAAGUGUUGGAUGACCUAAAUUAUUGACUCUUUCUGCUGGUUGAUCGAAUAGUGGAGAGCUUACAGCUUUUAAUAUGCAUGCUUAUUAUUAUUACAGCUAUUAUCCCUGGUCUCAAAGGGAACUUGCUUGUUUAACUCUUUUUGAUAUACUGAAUGUAAUAAUAUUCAUAACCAUUAUUUACUUAGUAGGGAAAUAUGGAAUACUUCUUUCUUAACAGGACCUAGUUCCCAUAACUGGAUUGUGAGAUUUCCAGUUAUUGCAUUCUGCACAUCUAGAAGAUUGCCCUAAAAUAAAAAAUAAAAAAGAAGCAAAAUAUUGCAAAAAAAGUUCCUAAGUUCCUAAGAUAUGAAAUAUACCCAGAGCUUGGCUUUUACCUUAGAACCUAUAUGCAGGAAAAAAUAGAUUAAAAGUGUCAUACUUAACCACACAGGCAUCUUUACAUGUAUUACACUAGGGUCUACAUACCAAAGCAGCUGCCCUGGAGCCCAGGAGAGAGGGGGUCCAGCCCUUUUUUUUACCUGUCCACCAUUACUGGAUAUUGAAAACCAAUACAGGACUCCCCUCUACAGAGGGUCUGCUUUGUUAGCGAUUAGGGGUAGGGUAUUGAUCCAAGGGUCAUUGAAGGAGGGUGUGGGGAAAAAAUACCAGGCCUUUUUGUCGAGGGUGACAUAAUAGCAACAGAUAGGUGGUCCCAUUAUCAUCCUUGCUAAGAGGCCCUUUGUAACUGCUACUGGUGUUACAUAGCUAUGGCUAAAGAACUCUGCCUACUGUAGACAGAUGGUAUAUUUAAAGAAGUAUCAUGGAAGAAAAUGUAUCCCCUAUCCAAACGAUAGGGAAUAUGUUUUAGAUUGUGAGGGGACCCCCCGCUCUCCCCGGGAACAGAGUGUGUCGACCCUAGCAGAAAACGGCCACCGAUGCGCCCCCUCUAUGUAUCUCUAUAGGAAAGCCUGAGAUAGCCAAACGACUCUCCCAUAGAGGUACAUGAAGGCGGUGUUACGGCUGCCGCUUCGUGCAGAGGUUAACAUACCCCCUUUCCAAGGAGAGUUGGGGCCCUGUGCAGGAGAUCGCAGAGGGUUCCAGCAGCCGGAUAGGGGAUACAUUUUCUUCCAUGAUAUAUCUCCUUUAAGACAGAGGGGUAGACAGAGGGGUAUCUAUUUACCAGAGACAUCAGACUUUAAUAUUUUAUUGUAAUAAAGUAAUUAUAGAGUAUGUUGUUUAAUAUGGACAAAGGUAAAUCUCAUGUAAUUAUGUUAAAAAAAAUGUAGAUAGUAAAAUAAAGUUUAAAAUAUAUAACUAAAAUAAUCAUUAUAGAUGUGCAUUAAAAUUCCAUCAGCCUAGAAUUCACAAUCUUUACUGCACAGUGGCCCAGAAUUGUUAUGCUCCUCGAAAUAAUUUUCUGGACUUUGCAUUAUUGUGAUGUUAUAUUUAAUAACACUGCAUUCUGAUACCUAUAAGCCUAUACGAUCCAUUCAGAGGUCUAAUCCUACAGUAUAUAUACAUGUAUACAGGUAUACACAAACUCAUUGUCAAGAUGGAGACAUUUGAUUUUGAGGUGUAGCAGUAAUAAGAGAUGUAAGUGUUUAGGGUGGAAAGUGAAUACGGAGCUGUUAUGCUAUGAUAGAUCUUCUACCCGUUAGCUGUAGUAGUCAGAGCCACAGUCUUAGUCAAAGUGUAUUAAAGGGGUACUACCAUGGAAAACUUUUUGUUUUAAUCAACUGGU
Hyla sarda is the source of this 5448-nucleotide messenger RNA. RefSeq names its product Rho guanine nucleotide exchange factor 33 (gene ARHGEF33). The transcript has 16 exons. Bases 508 to 3126 code for a protein of 872 amino acids. Lineage: Eukaryota; Metazoa; Chordata; Amphibia; Anura; Hylidae. Gene Ontology annotation, molecular function: guanyl-nucleotide exchange factor activity. The record is from RefSeq and is a predicted model, not a curated record.